GUGUAAAGGAAAUGUUUAUAAAGUCUUGGUUGGGGCUUCAGGCUGCAGGAUAUUGAGCGGCACAAGUGUGUGUGGGAGGACAAGGGGGAGAAGGUGGAGGAGCAACGGAGAGCCUGUGACAAGGAGAAAAAGCAAAGCCAGUGGGAGAGUCAGACUCAGAUCCAGGAGGCCAAGAGUGUGGCAGUGGUGAACUGGUGGAGAUCGCACUGCAAGGAAGCAGUCAAGGCCCACACGAAGGAAAUUCGACCGAUCCAUGCACUAUCUGAGACGGACGCAGAGCUCCUGCGGGCAGAGGAGACCAUCAGUGAUAUGAUGGGACAGGUCUGCCACCUGCAAAACCCUCAAAGUUCUGGACAAGAGUGUGACGAGCAAAAACACACCAGUAGGAGUCUUUGCAUUGACGCAGGGAACAACAGAGAGCGAGAACAAGCAGAAACAACUGUGGAGAAGAAGGUUCGGGGGGACGCAGCAGCGGUUACAGAGCCCAAAGAGAUCGAAGCUCCACUUCAAAAACAAACACAGCCGCAGGCAGCGGCAGACGGGCUUCUGGAAACCCUCACUAGGAUGGAGGCGAUGGUCAGCGGCGCCCUGGAGACGGCCAAGCUGGUGAGGCAGAGCGAGGAGAGGGUCCACCAGGUGAGACAGAGGAUGGAGAGCAUCACUCAGACGUUGGAGGAGUCUCUGGGCCGAGCAGUCGACACUGAUGAGCAGCUGAGUGCUCUCGAUGCCCGGUUCAAAGAAAAAACUCUAACUAAGUCUCCAAGUCUCAAUCUGCCACCUGAUCCAGGGACAAACACAACUGGGUUUAUGGAUGAUGUUGAACACGGCCAGGACAUGGUCAGCGCCGAGCGUCCUCCUCCGUUUCCUGUAUUCCCAGAAGUCCCAGAGCCUCCAGAGCUACCCAUGAAUGUGUGUGCUCCUGCUCUCACAGGUGUCACAGGACGAGGCAGCUGCUGCACGCCAGAGCAGAAAUUUUCACUGAAGGAGUCUCCGUUUGAACUGAGAGCCGGUGACUGCGAGCAGUACUGUGAUCCCCCACGUGCCGCUGAGAGGCCCGUUUCCUUCCCACAGACCUGGUGUCGCCCCUCACUGCUCCCUGUCAUGCCCACACUGCCUGAGGAAGAUGAGGACUCUCCCGAGGACUUGGACAGUUCCUCCAGCUCGCCCAGGACAUCUACACCAGGUGAAAGCCGAGCUGUCGUCAUCACUGCCCCCACCAUAGUCUACCCACAACAGGCCAUUAUUGUCCAACAAGAUAGGCGUCCUCUGGAGCAGACCAGGCCACACAGUCCCAGAGCUCGUCUGGCCAGAAAGUCCUCCGGAGGAUCCAUCACCACUGUUGACAGCACAGGUAAUGUGAUCGACCUGCUGAAAGAUCAGCUGCCGGAGCCACAGCUCUCUGAGGAGGAUCGACAGAAGAACCUCGAGCUGCUGGAACAGGCCAAGAUGGUCAGUGACCGCUUCCUUACACGCCGGGGACGCCGAUCCACCAGCAGCCUCACCGACUCACCCACAGUACUUUCUCCAAACCCGACACCAUCAUCCUCACCAUGUUCAUCGAGAAGCAGCUCUCUUAUUGUCCCCCCCCAGACUGCUCCUGUGAACUCAGAAACAACAAACACCAGCACGCAGUCCAUUAGUCAGCAUCUGGGAGUGCCCUCAGUGAGAGAGCAGCCUGAUUCCACGAGUCAGGAUCAGGAGGACCAGCUGCUGGUGAACUGGAAGCCUGCUGAAAAAAGGAAAGUGUCCUCUGGGACUCUAACGCCUCGGUAUGCUGUACAGACCGAGAACUGUGAUCUCGCCGUGCCUAAGACCUCUCCGGCAGUUAAUAAAGGAGAUGAGGUUUUGGGCCGAAAUCCAAGUCCAGCGCCGGCCACGGGGGUGGCCAAGCCCGUCCCCAGGCCCCCUACUCAGCAGGCCCCUUGCACGGCAGAGAUUAAGACCAUUGGGGCCUUUCCGCCACUGAUGAGAGCUGUUUCCUGGGAUACUGUAGGCAGCCUCAAUUCAAGAAGCGGACCCCCGAGUUUCCCCCCUACACCCGAGGACAGUUUCUCAGAUAAGCCCAGAGAUGUUGCGUUCAAGUCUCCGGGGUACAAGGACCUCCCUAUACAGCCAGGGACUGUGCAGAAACUUACUAAGCUCAGAGAGGAGCACAAGCUGAUGCGUAACCAAAGCAUCGUGGGCAAGUUACCAGAACUGAGUGAAGCUGCUGAACAGGAAAAAGGACCUCAAACUUCUCCAAAGUCAGCCAACAGCGAGGAGGCGAAGGAAAAGUCUGACGCCAUGCCAAACAUUUCAGACCUGAUGCUGAGAAAACUCAAACUUCAUCGGGGUCUGCCGGGUUGUGCUCCUCCGCUCAGUGAAAAAGAAGUUGAGAAUGCAUUUGUCCAGCUGUCACUGGCAUUCCGAAAUGACAACUACACACUGGAGACACGGCUCAAACAGGCAGAGAGGGAAAGGAACCUGACGGAGGAAAACACAGAGAAAGAACUUGAUGAGUUCAAAGGAGCGCUGAAGAUGACAUCGCCGCAGUGGCAGAACAUGGAGCAGCGUGAAUCCUAUCAGCGCCUCAUAGAGACAGUGGCUGUGCUGCAUCGACUGGCCACACGGCUCUCCAGCAGAGCAGAGAUAGUUGGAGCAGUUCGACAGGAGAAACGCAUGAACAAGGCCACGGAGGUCAUGAUGCAGUAUGUGGAAAAUCUGAAGAGGACAUAUGAGAAGGACCAUGCAGAGCUGAUGGAGUUCAAGAAGCUGGCCAACCAGAACUCAAACCGCUGUUAUGGAGGAUCAGUAGACACUGGAGACGAUGGCGUUCCACGUUCGUCAAGAUCAAUGUCCCUCACCCUUGGAAAGGCCUUGCCCAGGCGCAGGGUGAGCGUAGCCGUGGUGCCGAAGUUUAACCUCCUCAACAUCCCGGGUCAGGCCCCACCCACUGCCGGACCGGGCCCCAUUGUGGGACCCACAACAGGUGCUGCUCUUCCUGUCCUGUGUGAAGCGAAUGAUGUAAAAGCCAGCACCCCUUCAGAAGCAACUCAGCCGGCAGCAGAAUGUGGAAAGAGUAUGCCGGAGCAGGAAAGCGAGCCGGCCAAACCUUCAAUAAACUUAGAGGAGAUUAGAGCUGAGAUCAGAGCCGAGAUCAAGGCAAAGAUGGAGGAGGAAGCGUACAAUAAAGGUUACCAAGAGGGAAUGAAGCAAAGCAAAGCAGUCCAGGAAGAAAAAUGUGAAGAAGAGAACAAUGCUGAGAAACUGCUGGAAUCAAAAAACAAGGAUGAAGAGAGUGGAAAAAGGCAUAAGAGCAACAGGAGGAUGGAGGAGGUCCUGGCCCUUCUCUGCCGUUUCUGCCCCAAGAUCUCCAUCAGUCGACGGCUUCUUUGGAUUGCCCUGACCCUCUUUGUGGUGAUGUGCGUGGUUAUAAGUAUUUUCACCUUCUUCAGUGAUUACUACAACCGGCGCGAGGACACGUAAGAGCGGAGGCACUUUGUGCAAGGCCCAGCAGAGAUCUGUGGACGGAGUGUUGUUGCACAACCAAAGAACCGCAGAGAAACAUGUCUGUAUCACUUUACCGCGUCGUCACACCCAGUCAAGGGUGGGAGGUGUUUUGGGAUGAAGUUGCCUUUUUCAUGGUCAACGAGUUUGUUUUGAACGGAAAGUUGGAAGUUUGUCUGCAACAGCAGAUAAGAAUAUUUUUGUUUAGGGACCAACUAUAUGGUGUGAUGAAACAUAUUUGUAAUUCAUUUAGAUGCUUAUUUUAUGAUAAAAUUCUGGUUCUGGUACUUUAGGUGAUGAACAUGGCACUUUCCUUUUAAACUGUAGAAGAAGUGUAUAUUUAUCAACACUCUAAAAAUGUAAGAAAAAUCUCUCAGGUGCAAAAGGAAAUAAGCACUUGAGAGAUUUUCAAGUCAUAUUUAAACUUUGUUUUGUGUUGUUUAAGUUCUAAAAAUAUAUAUUUAUAUAUUAAAACAUAAGCACAUUCCAGAGUAGUUCCUGAAGUGCAAUAUUUUGCAGUUUAUGGUUCUUUUUUUGUCUUAUUUUAAAAUCAGAGCACUAGCAGAGUGUUUUUCUGGUAUCAGCACACUUUCUAGAGGGCAUGAGGCUUAUGUUUAUUUUGUUUGAGUGUAUGUGUUUUUUUUCUCUUUGCAGAUUGUAUGCCUUGCCAUUUCACCUUUAAAUAAAAGGUGCUUGAGAACCUUCGGUGGUCUUCUCGGUAUUCACAAGUAUAAGUUGGGAAGAAAGCAGAUGCAUGUUACGAUCCUCCUCGGAUCAUCGAAGUUGAAUUGGUAC
This is a messenger RNA of Cololabis saira (Pacific saury), 4281 nucleotides long. It is a transcript of the gene irag1, whose product is annotated as murine retrovirus integration site 1 homolog. Bases 310 to 3465 code for a protein of 1051 amino acids. The transcript is spliced from 23 exons. The record is from RefSeq and is a predicted model, not a curated record. Lineage: Eukaryota; Metazoa; Chordata; Actinopteri; Beloniformes; Belonidae.